UGAAGACGUCAUCUCGUUGUUUAUAUUUAACAUUUCAUCUCACGACAAGAGAUUCUAUCAGAGAUCCUAUCAGAGAAAGCUUCUAUCCUACUACUUACUACAUGUACAUGUCUUAUCCUACUACUUACUACAUUUUUUGCAUGUACUUCUAGUACAUGUACAUGCUUCAUGGACGAGUCACAAAAUGUCGAUGUCCGCGUCGGAGCUUGUGAGUGGGAAUGCAGACUUCCAAAAGCGUCUGGACGAGUACGUUUUCAGUCUGAAGAAACAAAUCGCUCUCGAUGUGAAUAACAAGGCGACGGUGAAGGAAGGCACAUUAGGGGUAGACACUCAGCAUCUGGCGUGGAGUAUUCUGAGUGGAACCUUCUUGGAUUCAAGAGGAAUAUUCAAGAGGGGGGAAACUCAGGGAGCCACUCCAUCGCAGGUACUGAGUGUCUAGCGUUAAGCAUAGGAAAAGACAAGUCGAAGUCCUCUUUAUCUUCUCCCUUGUCUCCAGGGGGUGCCGGAGAAGGUGGAGGUAGUAGUGGAUCAGCCAGUCGGCAGCAUGUUGGACGAGGAGGUGGUGUCAUGGGAGCUACGCGGAAAAAUCUGUUCGAAGCUUCUGCAGAACCGCAUCAACUGAGUGCAGGAUUGGACUACUUGCGAGAGCUUGGCCUGUCCCCACAUGUGGGUGGUAGGGCGUCUGGCCGUGCAACCAGUAGAAGUAGUGCGGCUGGGUCUCCUCUACUAGAUUCUGAGUUGGAAGCGCGCACGAGGGACGAUCUCAAUCGAUGGCAUGCGGCAAAAAACAAGCCGGCGAGCCAAAUUUAAGCAUUUAGAAUGUACAAGUGUUUCAGGAGGAGUUGUUUCGAAUUUGAUUCAAUUUAGAAGCAAGCCACAGCAGAGCAGUUACGCAUCUGUGAAUCAUUACACCUCGUCUCGUGCCAUUCAUCUUCUUUCAACCUGCUUUAAACCUACUUCUUCUAACCUGCUUCCUCAAAGUUGAGUAAUGCGGCGUCCUCUACUCGUCUAGUACCAUUGGAAGAGGACAGCACGGCUCAGAAACCAGCAGGUCGUACUUCGUUUUAUCUCUCCGGAGGAGCACGUGUAGAGGCUGAGGAACGUCUGGCGUUGGAACACGAGAAGCAGUUGGUGAGUCUCAGUCUAGAGGAAACGCAGAAAAAAGUGGUGCACUUUCAGAUAUGGGAAGCUUUUAUUCAUCUCUCAGAGCAUCUCAGAGCAUCUCUUCUCCAAUGAAAUGUGUUGAAAAGCGGAACAAGGGCAUCGAGAUGAGGGAAGGCCAAGUGAGAUGAAUUUAAGCGCACCCGCACUCUAAGUCGAAACGAACUGCGACAGCAGCAACGUGCAAAUGAAGAGCUCAUUGGGACUUUGGAGAGCACGCAACAAGCAAACAAGGAAUUGCAAGGACAGUUGCGAGGCCAGGAACGCCAGAUCGUCAAACUGACGGAUGAGCUAAUCCGGAAAGAUGAGUAUGGCAGGUUGUAGAUUUGCUUGAUCCUCUCGUAUACAACCAACGAAAAAUAAAAACGUAUUACUGCCACAUUUAGUGGCUCUCUUGCUCCUCUCCACCCUUUUUCUUCUUCCACUUCCCUCCGUUCCCCUCUCUUUCUCUCCUCUUUCUCUGUCUUUCCCCCCUUCCUGCUUCUUUCCUCCUCUCCUCCCCCUUAGCUUCAUCUCUUUGAAAAGAGCCGAGAGGGUGAAGAAUCCAAACGGUUGCUGGAUGACGCGACAGAGAGUCAUCAUGAGGAGUUCCGGAGGCUUGAGGGUAAGCUAGAGGAUUUCAGGCGCCGAUCCAACGACCAUAUGGCAGCAUGGCGCUUGCGCAUUCGGAAUCUGCUCAAUGGUGUGCUUGUAAACGUGAGAAGACUGAGUUAAGGAUGAAUGAUUGUGAUUUGUUCAUAGUAGUACAUGAUGGGAUGCUCAGGUAUUUGCGUCUAGGUGUCAUUCGUUCACCAUCACAAGCACUAUUCUCUCCGCUCCAAUGCUUGUUUAUAGUAGUACGUAGUCUCAAGUGUCCUUCAUGAAGUUGAACUACAGGGUGAUUAGUUGUCUCCUGUGUCCAUCUCCAUACGUUGCAGUAGUGGCAGAACCAGAAGUUUACACUCUAACUCUCGUCGGACUACCAUGCGACACGAAACAGUACGAAGGCGCAAAUGGAAAGCUUUUUUCAUGAGAUUUUAGUGCAUGGAAUAGGCCGUUCAAUCUUGUCGGAAGUGAAAUCGCGAAGUCGGAAAUUUGCCGAGAAGGAAACACAAUUGCGAACAAACGUGCGAGACUUGACGAAAGAUUAUGUUCGCGACGUAGUAAUCUACUUCAUAGCUUGAAAUUGAAAUUUCAUCUCUUCAUCAUUUUGAUUUUUGCUGUGCAGCUUGGUAGUGAGUGUAGUUCUUGUAGCAAAUUCAGCAUCUUCUGGAAGCCAUGAACGAACCAAAGAUCCAUAUUCACCUGUUCUAAUUCAAGUUAGAAGAUGAAAAGAAUGCGCGCAGAAAGGAGGUACAGACGUGGAGCCAGCGACACGCACAAUUACUGGCAGAUACGGAUCAAAUCAAGGUACAGCUUCCUGGGAUUUGUAUUAAGGUCCAUGUAUGACUAUGAAUCUACAGAAGGUACUACAGGAUAGUUGACAGGCCUCAACGGCGUCAGGAAGACGCAGAUAAGAGGUUACAUGACAUUGUCAUUGUCUUCAUCAUCUCUGUGUCUCCUUAUUGACUCGUCCAACAUGCGCCUCUGUAACUGUAUGCAUUUUGUGAUGUGUCAACUCUUGAAUACCAACACUUCACCACGCCAGGUAAAGUCCUCCCGUGACGGCAAUGCCGCAGCCGCGCAGAUUAAGAGCCUUGAGGAUGCGUUGAGAGGUGAACGCGAAUUACUCGGGAAAGAACGAAUGUUACGGCUGGGUUUCGAAAGGUGGUAUUUCCUACCUCAAUAUUUAAGUACUUAGUUAUCCCAAGCAGCUAUGACUCUAGUCUUCCUGCUCAAGAUUCAUGUUUUUGUCACCAACUUAAACUUCACCAGUGAGAAUAAUUGCCCGACCAGUCCGCUCUUACUCUCUCUCUCUCCCUCAAGGUAUAGCUACCACUUUGUAACAACCAGCUUCCUCAAUUCUAAUAGAAGAGUUCGAAGGCAUUAUCGAUGAAGGAUUGCGGUACAAGAACGAGGCAGAGGAAAUGAUCCAAAAUGCGAAGCGAAAAUGUGCAGAAUUGACAGAAGAAUGUAAUACUACUACUUAGUGAAGUACUUUUCAUUUCACGCCUAGUCUCUCAGAACAACCAUCUGAUCGUCGUCCUGAUUUGAGAAAUCAUGUCGUUUAUUUGAAAUUCCAGUGUACUAGUCAAUUUGAAACAAUCACCACCGAAAGGUCGCCAGCUCCGUGCCGACACGACUCAGCAAACUGAUAGUGUACACUCGCUUCAUAACCGUCUCCGCGAACAGGAACAGGCGGUUCAUGCGGCCCAACUGACUGCGGAUUUACUAAGGGAGCAAAUUGAGGAUCAGAAAAAGCGAUACGAGGAACAAUUCGAUUUUGAAGUAAAUCGAUUGAAGCGAGAGUUAAGAGCUAAAAGCAAUUACUCGAAAACUGAAAAUAUUACCCGAGUUACUGACUGAAAUACGGGAUCUAGCUUUGACAGGGCUACUCUUCCUUGUUCAGUAUGUCGCUUGUUUUCAGUAGUUACUUGCUUAUUUCAGUUUUUCGAAUAGCUUUGCUUUGCAACUAUGCUGAUAGGUGGCCAUGGUUAAGGACUCAUCACCAGGAAGGAUUCGACCCUUUAUUUGUAUUAUAGUGGCAUAUGAUGUGGCAUUACUUCUUAUCAUUUCUUUGACACUCCUAUUGAAUAGUAACGGAUAACAACUUGAAUUUCUUCAAUCCUGUCUUUCUCUCUCUAACAUACUACGAAGACAAGGUUAUCGCCUUCUCGGAAACUGGACAUGCGAUUGGCACUGACAUGGCGAGAAAUGUUCAGUUGCUGCAGGAUGACAUUCGUCGUCUGAAGGCCGAAAACGAGGCUCUUAGUAUGGACAAGAAGGCAGCUGAUAAUGAUAUGAUUGGGAUUGAGCAUUGUCUAAGGUGUAAGUGGAUCACACUAGCAUCACUUCGUAAAGCUAUAAUUUGUAAUCCAAUGGUGUCUCAUACGACACCAACGAGUGAAUUUCUUUUACUUAUAUGGUCCACAGCUGCCAGUAUCACAGAAAUACUGUCAGACCACGUCUCUACGGUCACCAUGAACGGUGAUAACAGGGACAAUAGCAUGCAAAUUACUUUACUCCAACUUCGAACCUAGUAGUUCCCACACCGACCCCCACGGAAAUUAAUCUGAAGAAUGUCCCUCCUUCUAAUUCAUAUUAUAGUACCUGGAGCAAUGGAACGCAAGGGAUGGAUUUAAGGAGAGGAUCGAAAGUCUGGAGCAAGAGAAGGCGAAAAUUGAGCUUAUGUUUGCUGAGGCUAGGAUCGCCUGGGGCGAGAAGGAAGAGACCUUGCUGAGGGAGUUGGAGAGGGCAGCAGGCAAAGACGUGGAGUUAAUGCAACUGGCUAGAGAUCGACGAGAGGUAGUUCUGUUGAUUUUGAAGUUUGCCUUUUUCUUAUUCUACGACCGUUUUUUACUAAAAUAGAAAAUUGAAUGGUUCCGUCUAAAUUGCAGUGCAUUCUUCCAUACAACUUGUGUAAGACGCUGAUCAAUCCAUCUUAUCCCUACAGCUCGAGUUGAUUUCGCAGACAAAGGAACAAGCACUUGCGGAUAAGACUGGCCAACUGAGGCAGGAUUUAGAGCUUCUAGAAAGCGAAUUUAGAGAAGAGCUCGCUCAAAAAACCAAGGAGUCGAGGGAAAAUCGCGAAGAAGCUAAAGUUAAGGACUGAGCCUGACGAGGAUAGUUGUGUGACAUUCUAGUAAUUCUACUAUUUUCAUCCACCUUGCAAUAGAAGUACAUGUAGAGAACUCUCUUCAAACCUCUCUCUUAUAGCAUUAGAAAACCUCUAACCGCCUCUUGCGCCAACAAUUGGACAGCGAAAAAGAACAAACUCACCGACUUGAACUUGAGAAAAGCGAGAAGGCGGAAAAGUGUAAGAUAUUGGAGGAAAAUGUAAUGUAUGAGCGUGGAGAAAGGGAACGAGGGAGACGCGAAUACGAAAAUUGGAGGUCAGAUUAAGGCUCUCGUGAGAUGGGGAUUACUUCUUGUAGAGUAGUUGUCACCUUUUUAAUCCAUUUUUCAAACAAACUAGAUCGAUUGACUAGAUGGAAGAAAUCCUCAGGGACAUCUGCUUAGGGAGCUUGCCGAUUAGAUUCAAAUCAUCAACUCACAGCCACAGUUCAAAACCAAAAGUGAGAAAAAGAACAAACAUCUCGUAAACUACAACCAAAGACCUCGCGUCACCGCCUGCUUGCUUCUAACAAAAGCAUCAAGAGCAAGUUCGUGAGUUGCGUUUAAACUACGAAACCGCCUUGGCCGAGUACAGUGAAGAAAAUGCUGCUUUGAAAAAAAAGGUUGCGGAAUUGUCUGGCGAAAUUUCGAAGGUUGCUUCGUCCAAAGACCGGGAUAAUGCGAGUUUGUAUUCUUAAGAUCAUGUACGAACGUUGCGUUUUAACCUUGAUGAGGUAGAAACAGAUUCAGAAAGUAUCGGCAACAACCUUCCCUCUCUUAAUAUUUUUUCUAGUUGAAGACGCACAUUAUAAGAAUAUAUUAUACAACGGAAGUUGCAACUUUUCCCUUCUAAUUCCCCCUAGUAGAAGACGCGCGUAAAAAUCUGGCGACGUUGCAGAACGAACAACAAAAGGACACCAAGGAGCUAGAAAAGCUUCGCAGGAAGUAUCAAGAGGACACUAGCGAAUUAAGAUUCGCAUUGGAUAGAGUCGAAAGGGAGAAGCAGGUGGCACGCAAUGAGUGCGAGGGUGAACGCGCAAGAUUCGAACGUGAGGUUGCUAUUCGAACAGAGACACUCCAAACACGUGCCGAGCAAGAAGUGAAGCGCGCAAAAGCGGAAUAUGCCAACUGUCUACAAGAUGCGGAGAAGAGAUUUCAACAAAGUUUGCAGAGAGAGAAGUCCAAAUUCGCUGAAGCCUUGGCCGAGGAAAAGGUGAGGGCGAAUCGCGAGCGUCGAAAUGCCUUGGACAGAGGUGGCGGAAGUGUUUUAUGACAGUUUGCUGCAUUUGUAAUAGCUCUUUCCUUCUAUGUGUCGUGAAACUGAGUUUAUUUGUCACAAUAAAACUCAGCUAUUUGUCAGACAUGUGAAACUGAGUUUAUUUGUCACAAAUUAUAGAGGUUGAAGUACAAGUACUUGAUGACGAUGGUGAACACCACAUGAUCUACUGGAAUUCAAGUCCUAGUACCAUUCUCUUUUCAUACUCAGCAGUAGAGAGCCUAGCGUUUCGAGGUGGGAGGAGCCAAAUGAGAGGAGAAAGUCCUGCAGCACCUAAGGCAGUCGAUGACUCCGGAUUGCUGACGUGAGUCUCAUUCGAUUUAAUAGAAGUUAGUACUGGUUGUACCUGUACAUCAUAGAUUUCAGUUCCUUCACGCCAUUGCGUGAUAGAAAGUUACUUGGAAGUACUACUACAGUGGAAACCUCCGUAUCAAGAAGUUUUGGUAAACACCGAUCGUUUUUGCAACAGAAAGUAUUGGCGCAAUUCUCUCCACCAUUUUGUAACUACAUGCACUCGUGAAGUGGGAAUAUAAUAAGCGAAAAAUAUGUACUAGUACUCGUACGUUGCCUAGAGGCGCUCGUCGUUUAGUAGAGGUGAACACUCACUGUCUAGAACUGGUGAAAACUCGUUAGGAACCUGUUGUAUGCUAUAUCCGUCCAGAUCCAAAGCCAGAGAAUCAAAUGUCGAACUUUUUUCUGCGAACAAGCACAAUAGACGUGUCAAAAGAUUGUCAUUAUGUUUCAUAGCACCGACAACGAUUUCGGAAGCCAUUCCUCCGGUAAUACACAACGAGGGGAUCAGGGACGUACACAUGACAUCGUAGAUGUUGUGGAUGGCAG
Amoebophrya sp. A25 is the source of this 6970-nucleotide messenger RNA. The record is from the annotation of a GenBank genome assembly. Lineage: Eukaryota; Dinophyceae; Syndiniales; Amoebophryaceae.